This is a messenger RNA of Stegastes partitus (bicolor damselfish), 1566 nucleotides long. It is a transcript of the gene neff1, whose product is annotated as neuronal intermediate filament family member 1. The transcript is spliced from 4 exons. Gene Ontology annotation, biological process: intermediate filament organization. Gene Ontology annotation, cellular component: cytoplasm; intermediate filament. NCBI's taxonomy places the organism in Eukaryota, Metazoa, Chordata, Actinopteri, Pomacentridae. The annotation marks the transcript as partial. The record is from RefSeq and is a predicted model, not a curated record. Gene Ontology annotation, molecular function: structural constituent of cytoskeleton.
AUGAGUUACUCCAGCGACAUCUACAGCAGCAGCUCCUAUCGGAAGAUCUUCGGAGAUGCCCCCCGGCCCGGUCGUGUGGGUCUGGGAAGCAGCAGCAGCCCGUCCCGCCUGCACUCUGCGGGAUACCGCAGCAGCCACCGCACUUACGGCUCCCCCUCCGUGAUGUCCUCCACCACCUACCGCAGGACGGCGGCGCCCGGCCGCGUCUUCUCCUCCAUGCCGGACUCCGGGAUGGACCUGACCCAGUCCACCGCGGUAACCAACGAGCUCAAGAUCAUCCGCACCAACGAGAAGGAGCAGCUGCAGGGCCUCAACGACCGCUUCGUGUCCUUCAUUGAGAAAGUGCACAACUUGGAGCAGCAGAACAAGGUGCUGGAGGCGGAGGUGACGCUGCUGCGGCAGCGCCACAGCGAGCCCUCGCGCCUGCACGAGCUCUACGAGCAGGAGAUCCGCGAGCUGCGGGCGCGCGUGGAGGAGCUGACGCACGAGAAGAGUCAGAUGCACCUGGACUGCGUGCAGAUGAACGAGACCCUGGAGCGCGUGAGGGAGAAGCUGGAGGAGGAGAGCCGGCUGCGCGAGGAGGCGGAGAACACCCUGAAGGGCUACCGGAAGGACGUGGACGACGCCACCCUGGCGCGCCUGGAGCUGGAGAAGAAAGUGGAGUCGCUGCUGGACGAGAUCGCUUUCCUCAGGAAAGUUCAUGAGGAGGAGCUGCAGGAGCUGCAGGCAUCCCUGCAGGCCACACAGGUGUCGGUGGAGAUGGACAUGAGCAAACCGGACCUGGCUGCGGCUCUGAAGGACAUCCGGGCCCAGUAUGAGAACCUGUCGGCCAGGAACCAGGCCCAGGCCGAGGACUGGUACCGCUCCAAGUUUGCCACCGUGACCGAGGCGGCUGCCCGCAACCAGGAUGCCAUCAAGCACUCAAAGGAGGAGCUGAGCGAGUACCGCAGGCAGGUGCAGGCCCGCACCCUGGAGAUCGAGGCCCUCAGGGGCCACAAUGAGGCCCUGGAAAGGCAGAUUGCCGAGAUGGAGGAUCGUCAUAGCAAUGAAAUAGGAGAGAUGCAGGAUACCAUCCAGCAGCUGGAGGCUGCCCUGCGUACCACCAAAGGAGAAAUGUCCCGUCACCUGCGUGAAUAUCAGGACCUGCUGAAUGUCAAGAUGGCUCUGGACAUUGAGAUUGCUGCCUACAGGAAGCUGCUGGAGGGCGAAGAGUGCCGCCUCAGCUCUGUUGGCGGCGCCAUGGUCCAGUCUGGCUAUCCCGGCUUCUCCUACAUGUCAGCCCGCACCUACAGUCUCGGAGCCUACAGGAGGGCCGGAGCCAAGCCUGAAGAGGAGGAGGAGGAGGAGGAGGGAGAGGAAGAGGAGAAGGAGGAGGAAGAAGAGGAGGGAGAGGAGGGCGAGGAGGGAGAAGAGGGAGAAGAGGGAGAGGAGGGAGAGGAGGGAGAUGAUCAGGAGGAGGGUGAGGGUGAAGGUGAGGGAGAGGAGGAGGAAGAGGAGGAGGAGGAGAAGGAAGUGGAGAAGCCAAAAGAGAAGGAAGAGAAGGAGAAGAAGAAGGAGAGCCCCACU